AUGUCAAAUAAUUGUUCAUUAAAACACAACUAUAUUGGUGAUUGUGUUGAGGGGGGGACCACGAAAAAAGGGGAAGGAAGUUUGCAUAAGGAUUUUAUUGAUGGUGUGGAGGAAAAAAAGGGUCACGACCUUGCUUUUAGUUUUGAAGGGGGUAAGGUACCCAAUUUCAACGAUGGUUUCAAUACUCUACAUGAAAUUGGUGGAAUUAAAGGGAAAAGAAGGACCAUAUCUAUCAAAGGCCGUGCUCAGAAUGUGGUAAAAAAUAAGAAGAGUAGUGAGGCCAAUAAUGGACAAAAGGGUGGUUUGUCUGAGAAGAACGAUGUGGUUGUUGAUAAGGAAAGCUAUGAAAGGAGGGUUCAUGAUCCUGAUAUUAUUUUUCUUGUGGAAUCGAAGCUUUCUAGAACUCAGGCGGAGAGAUUGGUGUUUAAUCUGAACUUGGAAAAUUGGUGGGCGGUUGAUCGGUGUGGGUUGAGUGGGGGGCUCCUCCUCCUGUGGAAGACGGAUGUGAGCCUCAAGGUGCUUUCGUGGUCGACUGGGCAUAUUGCUGCUAUGGUUUUAGGGAAGGGCAUGCUACCGUGGCUUUUCUCUGGUUUCUAUGGUAAUCUUGAUCAAUCUAAGAGAUCUAUUUCAUGGGAUCUUCUUAGAAAGAUUAGGAGUAUCCAGGCGGGGGCUUGUUUAUGUAUGGGUGAUUUCAAUGAGAUUAGUCUGAAUUCGGAUAAAAUUGGGGGCAAUUCAAGGAGUAGUUUGGCGAUGGAAAAUUUCAGAAAGGCCUUAGAUGAUUGUGGGCUUAUGGAUUUUGGGUCUGUUAGUCAAGAAAUGACGUGGCAUGGUAGAGGAAUCUUGGAGAGGCUUGACCGGGCAUUAUGUAACAAGGAGUGGUUUGAUCUGUUUCCUAAUGCUUAUGUGGAAGUUCUUGAUUGGUUGUGCUCGAAUCAUAGGCCAAUUCUUGCUCAUUUCAAGGAGAGAGAUUCGGAGGAUAAAUGUGGGUUGGUCAAAAGAAACACAAGAUUUCAUUUUGAAGAAGCUUGGUAUGAGGAUUCUCACUGCAGGAAGGUGGUGUCGGAGUGUUGGGAGAAGGCCGGUUCUUGUAGGAGUGCUAUGGGGAUUAAAAAUAAGAUUUUGAGAUGUGGUAAUUCUUUGAAAGCCUGGAAGAUCAAGAGAAAGAAAGAUUGGAACAGGGAGCAGAGGGAGGCAAAAAAGGUGCUUUCGAAUCUUUCCAAAGCGAAUGACCCUAGCUUGUGGAAAGCCUUAAAAGAGACGGAGGAUAAGAUCAUUUGUCUUGAGGAGAAAGAGGAGAUGUACUGGAGACAAAGAAGCAGGGCCCUGUGGUUGAAAAAUGGUGAUCGAAACUCUAAGUACUUCCGCUAUAAAGCUUCUGCUAGAAGAAAGAAAAACACUAUCCUAGGAUUGCGAGAUGCUAUGGGAGUUUGGAAAGAUGAGGAGAUUAUUGUGGAAAAAGUGAUCUGUGACUACUUUAGUAAUUUAUUCUCUUCGUCGGAGGUUUCUUUUGAGGAGAUGGCAGGGGUGAUUUCUGGGAUGGAAAAGAAGAUCUCGGAUAGUAUGAAUAGUUUUCUUGAGACGGACUUCACUGAAGAGGAGGUUAUUACUGCAAUAAAAAAUAUGAAUCCGACCAAAGCUCCCGGUACUGAUGGUCUUCCUGCUCUGUUUUAUCAGAAAUUCUGGAAUGAAGUAAAUAAGGAUGUGGUUGGGGUGUGCCUUAGUGUCCUUAAUGGAGGAGGUUCCAUUGAUUGCUUGAAUGAUACAUUGAUUGCACUGAUUCCUAAAGUGGAGAAACCGGAAAGGAUUGAGCAGUUUAGGCCCAUUAGUCUGUGCAAUGUGAUUUAUAAGAUAAUCUCAAAGUGUAUGGCGGACCAUAUGAGGAUUUCGAUGGGGGAUGCGAUCUUUGAAGCUCAGAGUGCUUUUGUCCCUGGUAGAGUGAUUCAGAAUAAUGCGAUUAUCGGUUUCGAGGCACUUCAUUGUUUGAGGAAAAAUUACUAUGGAAAUGGUACGAAGUUAGCUCUCAAACUGGAUAUGGCAAAAGCUUAUGAUAGAGUUGAAUGGAACUUUGUGGAGGCGGUUAUGCUUAAGUUGGGUUAUUGCGGGAGUUGGGUUGAAAAAGUUAUGCGGUGUGUGAGAUCUAUAACUUUUUCUAUUCUACUCAAUGGCAAUAUCAAAGGGAAUAUAAAGCCAUCGAGAGGUCUAAAGCAGGGACCCUUUGUCACCGUUCCUCUUCCUUUUUUGUGUCGAAGCCUUCUCUUCUCAAAUCAGAAGUGUGGAGGAAAAUGUCUGGUUUUCUUGGAAGCUGAUGAGAGGAACUGUUUGGAGUUUAAGCGGAUUUUGGAGUCGUACUCAAAGGUAUCGGGGCAAGUUAUUAACAUCGAUAAAUCGGAUGUUAGUUUUGGCAAAUCUGUUGGUUUGGAGUAUAAGAAAAGGAUGGCUGAGUUACUUAAUGUAAAUCUGGCCAUUCCUACUUACGUUAUGAGUUGUUUCAAGAUUCCUAAGAAGAUUAUUGAUAGUCUCCAUGGAAUGGCUGCUAGAUUUUGGUGGGGGUCUACUGACAAAAAAAGGAAGAUUCACUGGUGUAAGUGGGACGUUCUAUGUUUACCUAAGGAUAAGGGUGGUCUGGGGUUCAGAAAUCUUCAUCUUUUCAAUCAAGCAAUGUUAGCUAAGCAGGUGUGGCGUUUUCUAAGAAGCCCUAGUUCGUUAUGCGCCCGUGUUCUGAAAGCUUGUUACUUUCCUAAUGGAUCGAUUUUAGAUGCAAAUUGUGGGUCCAAUGCUUCCUGUGUUUGGCACAGUCUGGUGUGGGGUAAAUCAAUUAUAAACCAGGGGUCCAGAUGGAGAAUUGGGAAUGGCAAUAGUGUAAAUGUGCUGAAAGACCCUUGGAUCCCUAGACCCAGAACGUUUCGGAUUUUUGAUCAAAAUUUUGUUCGUGAGGAUCUUCAUGUUAUUGAUCUUAAGCAUGAGAAUGGUGAUUGGGAUGAGGUGAUGCUCAAGUGCCUGUUUAAUGAAGAGAAUGCUAAUCUGAUUCUUAGUUUGCCCUGUUCUGAUACAAAUCUGGAGGAUAAAUUAAGGAAAUUAAAUUGCGACAAAAUCUGUUCUCGUUGUUCUCGUGGUGGGAGUGAGGAUGUGGCUCAUGCGUUAUGGAGAUGUAAGGAGAGUACCAAAAUUUGGAAGGCUUCUUUCUUUUGGCAAAAAAUCAAAAGCUGUGAAAUUGAUCCUGGUCUUUUUAUUAUGCAUAUGAACUCUGUUCUGAACAAAAGAGAGUUUGAGUUAUUUGUCAUCAUUUCUUGGCAAAUCUGGUUUUUGAGAAACAGGGCUCGGCUAGGAGAGAGGGGUCCGAAACCCAGUGAUGUGGUUGAGUGGUGUUCCUCUUUCUGGGUUAAUUUUGGGGCUGUGAAUGGGAAAUCCAGGAAGCUUUCGGUGAAGAGGGAGAACAACAAGUGGAAGCCUCCUGACAUGGAGUGGCUCAAGGUGAAUGUGGAUGUUGGAGUUCAGAAGGAAGAUGGAUCUUGGAAACUUGCUGCUGUUGCUAGGAACUGGCGUGGGCAGGUCCAGGGAGUCCGGUUGAAGGUGCUUCGAAGUCGGGUGGAGCCGAUGGUGGCUGAAUUGUGGGCGAUUUUGGAAGGGAUGAAGCUCGGUGGGGAUCUGAUCGGGGCGUGUUUUGGAGUGGAGUCCGAUUGUUUUGGGGCUGUUGGUGCGAUCUGUAAGCCGUCCCCUGGGAUUUUUGACUGGGAUGGUGUUCUUGAUUCCAUCUCCUCGCUGGCCCAUGUUUCCAAUUUCAGGGGGGUUUCUUUUGUCUGUCGUGAAGCUAAUCGUUUGGCUCACUGCUUGGCCAAGUCGUCCCAAGUGCUGGGUUCUAGUGCCGUUUGGAAUGAGGCUCUGCCUCUUGAUGCAUCUGCUGUGGCCAUUGCAGAGAUGCCUAUUCCGUGA
Humulus lupulus (European hop) is the source of this 3930-nucleotide messenger RNA. RefSeq lists its product as uncharacterized. Bases 1 to 3930 code for a protein of 1309 amino acids. The record is from RefSeq and is a predicted model, not a curated record. The transcript is spliced from 5 exons. Gene Ontology annotation, molecular function: RNA-DNA hybrid ribonuclease activity; nucleic acid binding. Lineage: Eukaryota; Viridiplantae; Streptophyta; Magnoliopsida; Rosales; Cannabaceae.